AUGCCGUCGCUUCACUAUACCCUUGUUAGGGCCAUUUUGCGUCACAAGAAACUAUAUAAUGAGGUGCUCCUGCCCUACUUUGCAACCCUUCACCCCUAUGGCGUGAGGCAUGUAGUUCGUCAUUAUCAAUGUCUCUUUCCAUAUGUUUUGGACCCAUCAGGUGGAAACCUCUUGAAAUUGGAAGAGAGUAUUCAAAAGGCAGUUCAUAGCGGAGAGAAAGCGUCUCUAGCCUUCGACGCUCUCAACUGGCUGUCUUGGAUGGAAAGGCGGUGUGCUUCUGUAUCGACUGAUGUGCUGCACAACGCAGACUACAGGUUUGUUGUGGGUGAGAUAUGCGAGGUGGCUGGCACAAGAGAACGUGCAGUUAUAGCAGUUCGCUUUCCCGUUUUUCUGACAGAAGAUAAGAAUCCCAAGGCUGGGAACUUUGAGUGGCUUGAUAUGCCUUGGUACAUCGUCCUUCCUCCUUACAAUGGUCAAAAUCGAAAGAAUGGGGAAAAACUUAUCCCUGAACUGCUGCUACGAAAAGUGCAACACCCUGCAUCAGUUGGGUAUAAUCCCCGGUUACCAGUCUUUUUUGAGGGCUAUGAUAUGAACAAGAGUCUAUAUGUCCCUCGAAAAUCUAUUGGUGAAGCUGAAACGAUGACAACGCAGGUCUAUGUGUGA
This is a messenger RNA of Trypanosoma grayi, 663 nucleotides long. RefSeq lists its product as hypothetical. The coding region runs from base 1 to 663 and encodes 220 amino acids. NCBI's taxonomy places the organism in Eukaryota, Euglenozoa, Kinetoplastea, Trypanosomatida, Trypanosomatidae. The record is from RefSeq and is a predicted model, not a curated record. The transcript has a single exon.